CGCACAACCUCCCCGAGUAAACCGGCACUCCCCCCUGGUCUCUCCCUCCUCGUCCCAUUCACACGCGCGAUGGCUCCCCUGCUCCUCCACCUCCUCCAUGUUCUGCUCCUCCUCGCCGCAGCCGACGCCUUCCCUGCUACCUGCAGCAACACCACCUGCGGCGACCAGACGAUCGCCUACCCGUUCUGGCUCAACUCUUCAGUAGCGUCCGACUGCGGCUACCCCGGGCUCGGCCUUGCCUGCAAGAACAACGCCAGUCUGCUCCUCCCCGUCCAGUCCCACUGGUACAGAGUCGUCGCCAUCGACUACACCACGCACACCAUCUGGGUCUCCGACCUCGACGUCGGUGUUGGCGAGUACGGCCCCGGCUGCCCGCGCCUCCACGUGAACCUCAGCAUCGACUACACGAGCUCCUGGUUGCAGCUCACGCCCUCCGACUCCAACAUCACCUUCCUCUACAACUGCAAGAAGAACGUAUCUUGGUCCUCCGCCGUGGAAUUGAGUGGGUGCCAAGAUUAUGAUGGCAAGAGGUCGUACGUCUUCCCGGAUGGUGGGAUCACGGGUGCUGAAGCGUACGAGUACGAGUGCGAGGAGGUGGUGGUGGCGCCGGUGAUGGCCUUACACAAGGACGGAAUGUUGGGCGCCCCUGGCGUUCCGCCUCUGGCGAACGGAUCGUUCGGUGGCCUGGUGAGGGCUGGGUUCGAGUUGAUGUACAACGCUCACUCCCAGCAGUGCGGCCGAUGCGAGCGCUCCGGCGGGUGGUGCGGCUACCGGCGCAGCGAGACGCACGGUGGGCUCGGAUUCACCUGUUUCUGCGACGGCGGCCUGACCUCGGAUCGUUGCGGGCAUCACAACAGAAUUAGAAUGUAUGCUAUUGUCAGCACCUCGGCCCUACUGCUGCUGUGUCUACUUAUCCUAGCAUUCUUCUUGGCUCACAAACAUAGUUUGUUGUCCAUUAAAUCGAAGGACGCACCAAGCAUUGAGUCCUUUCUACAAAAGAAUAGAAAUUUACAUCCAAAAAGAUACACUUAUGCAGAAGUGAAAAGAAUGACAAAGUAUUUUUCUGUAAGGCUAGGCCAAGGUGGAUUUGGUGAUGUAUACAGAGGCAACCUCUCCGAUGGCCGCCAGGUAGCAGUUAAGAUGCUAAAAGACACCAAGGGUGAUGGGGAGGAAUUUAUGAAUGAGGUUGCUAGCAUUAGCAGAACUUCUCAUGUCAAUGUUGUUACCUUAUUAGGAUUUUUCUUGCAAGGAUCCAAAAGGGCACUCAUUUACGAGUACAUGCCUAAUGGUUCACUUGAAAGGUAUGACUUCAAUAACAACAUAAAAAGUGAAAAUACACUAACUUGGGAGAAAUUAUUUGACAUAGCAGUUGGUAUUGCUCGAGGACUUGAAUAUCUCCACAGAGGAUGCAAUACUCGCAUCGUGCAUUUUGACAUCAAACCCCACAACAUUCUAAUAGAUCAAGAUUUCUGUCCUAAGAUCUCUGAUUUUGGAUUGGCCAAGCUAUGCCUGAACAAAGAGAGUGCUAUCUCAAUUGUUGGUGCAAGAGGAACAAUAGGCUAUAUUGCCCCAGAGGUCUACUCAAAGCAAUUUGGAACAGUAAGUAGCAAAUCUGAUGUCUACAGUUACGGAAUGAUGGUCCUUGAGAUGGUUGGGGCAAGGGACAAGAGUAUCAAUGCAAAUAGUGAGUCUAGUAGCCAAUAUUUUCCUCAGUGGAUUUAUGAGCAUUUGGAUGACUACUGUAGCAGUGCUUCCGAGAUUAAUGGUGAGACCACAGAACUCGUGAGAAAGAUGAUAGUGGUAGGUUUGUGGUGUAUACAAGUGAUUCCAACUGAUCGGCCAACAAUGACUAGAGUUGUCGAGAUGCUAGAAGGUAGCACAGGUAAUCUGGAAUUGCCACCAAGGGUGCUCCUGAGUUGAUAAGCAUCCAUAUGUUUCUAUUAAAAGGUAACUCAUUCCACUGCAAACAUUUAUGUAAUUCACAAAAAUUAAAGGCACUCAUCAAAUGAUGAUGUUGGUAUGUAAAUGCUAAAUGGCGACAAAACUAAGGAUUGUUUAGUGGGUUUGCUAAUAUAAAGUUGUAUGAUUGUAUCAUUUGGAUCAGACUCGCUACAUGUACUGACUCUCUUUUGUGCACUUGCACUCAAAUUAUUCGACAACUGCAUCAUAAAUUCAGUAGUUGAGUCGGGAUUCAAAUAACAAUCAAUCCCUUGGAAGUAGAAUACAAACUAUAAAUGGCAAGUAAAAUAUUUCAUGUAA
Molecule: messenger RNA, 2259 nt
Organism: Phragmites australis (common reed)
Lineage: Eukaryota; Viridiplantae; Streptophyta; Magnoliopsida; Poales; Poaceae
Product: LEAF RUST 10 DISEASE-RESISTANCE LOCUS RECEPTOR-LIKE PROTEIN KINASE-like 2.1
Exons: 3
Coding region: 70-1920 (616 amino acids)
Biological process (GO): protein phosphorylation
Molecular function (GO): polysaccharide binding; protein kinase activity; ATP binding
Source: RefSeq, a predicted model, not a curated record